UGUUGUCCAAAGAGAAAGCGUUCGAACAACUCAACAUGAAGUUCACAUUAUUCGCCCUGUUUGCAGCAGUCUGCGUGCUUGGUGCCAAUGCCGCCAUCUGGCAGCCGACGUUGAUGGACCAGGAGACGGGCCUGGUAUACGAGGCCAGUGAUUUCGCUAGUGUCGAUGGUGAGGUCUUCGAACCAGAAAUGUUCAGCAUAUUUUCGAGCACGUGGUGGGCCAUCAAGGGUGCUCUGCGCACCGUGAAGGGCUUCAACUGCAUUAUUAAAUGGGUUCUGGGCAUCAAGGCUAGUGCCCUGCAAUACAAUGCCGAUGUCGUGGGCUGUGGCGUUGCCGCUGCCCAGGAUGUUACCAAUCUGAUCAAUGCCAAUGUGAAAAUCAUUACCAGCGUCAACAAUAUCAUCAAUCUCAAGACCAACAUUUGCGCCAGCACCGAUGACUCCACGAAUCCGAGCAUAAGCAGCAGCUGCGCUGUCAAGACACUAAGCCAGGUCUUCAACCUCUAUAUACAGGUGAAGAAAGCCAUAUCGCUGGCCAAGAAGAUACCCCAAACUGGUCCCAAUGCUGUCACCUGUGUUACCAACGCCACAAACACUCUCACCAACUACUACACACAGUUCCCCGCCAACAUGAAGUCUUGCUCUAAGCUUACCAGCAACUAACUGCUACUCUCUUUAAUUACUUUUUCUUUCUUUUUUUUUCAAUACAUAUUAAAUGAGCA
Messenger RNA from Drosophila grimshawi, 721 nucleotides. RefSeq lists its product as uncharacterized. The coding region runs from base 36 to 662 and encodes 208 amino acids. NCBI's taxonomy places the organism in Eukaryota, Metazoa, Arthropoda, Insecta, Diptera, Drosophilidae. The transcript is spliced from 2 exons. The record is from RefSeq and is a predicted model, not a curated record.